Molecule: messenger RNA, 3784 nt
Organism: Periophthalmus magnuspinnatus
Lineage: Eukaryota; Metazoa; Chordata; Actinopteri; Gobiiformes; Gobiidae
Gene: dglucy
Product: D-glutamate cyclase
Exons: 15
Coding region: 136-1962 (608 amino acids)
Biological process (GO): glutamate metabolic process
Molecular function (GO): D-glutamate cyclase activity
Source: RefSeq, a predicted model, not a curated record
GGGUUCAUUUUUCCCAUCACUACAGUUAGAAGAAGCAAACACUAGAAUAAUUCACCGGAAGUGUCGUUCUUGCUCCAAAACAGUGCAAACGCGACUGUCCCGCAGCAAAAAGUACCGCAUUGCACAGGUUUGAAAAUGCUGUCAUCUUUAAGACCUGCAAGAAGUGCCUUUUUUUCUACCACCAAAUAUACAGGGUUCCAGCAAGCCAAUGUGGUUGUGCUGCCAUCUUUGCUCUCCAAAGACUUUGAGGAAUUCUGUAGGAAUAACGUGGCUCCUCUGCCUCUCCUUUAUGUGAGCAAGCCUGGAGAAAUGACCUGCAAACCGCUGGCUCAACACGCAGACAUAAGGACUGAUAUCUCCCAGUACUGUGUUUAUGAGAACGGCAAAUUGUUGAAAACUGUGUCCAGCCUCAACGCGUAUACCAGUUCCCUAAAGGACAUGGUUUGUUUCUAUCUGGGCUGCAGCUUUGGUUUUGAGGGUAAACUUAAAGAGGCCGGAGUCCCUAUGAGGAAUGUGGAGCAGAGGAAAAACGUCAGUAUGUACAGGACCUCUGUGUCCUGUGUACCAGCUGGAGUCUUUCACUGCCCCCUGGUGGUCACAAUGCGUCAUGUUCCAGCUGAGAUGCUGGAUACUGUAGUAGAGGUCACCCACCUCAACCCACUGGCCCACGGAGCUCCUGUCCACAUAGGAGACCCAAACCUACUGGGGAUCCAGGACUUGUCCAGACCGAAUUAUGGAGACGCAGUCAACCAGCAGCCUGGAGAUGUGCCUGUUUUCUGGGCCUGUGGAGUGACAUCCUUGGAAGCUGUUCUUAGUAGCAAGCCGGCAUUGGCCUUCAGUCAUUCUCCAGGCUGCAUGUUCCUUACUGACCUCCCGGACUCUUCCUCCUCCUCUCCCUCCUCUGUGUACCUGGACCCCCAUCUCACCCCCUUGAGCUUCAAAUUGUCCCAGAGUCCUUUGCUCUACAGUUUAGCUUCAAAAAGGGCUGUGCACAAAAUCAGACAACUGGAGAACAUUAUCAGAGAAGACCCAGGUGAGCGAGGGAUCAGCGCCAUCUUUCUUAAGGAUGAGCUGCUGUUGUCCUGCCUGGCUCUCUCUCAUGCCUUCUCUGUCCUUAUCACUACUGGCUUCCCCACUCAUUAUAUGCACAAUCCUCCUGAUGAGACAGAUGGUCCACCCGGGGCAUUUGCCAUGGCAAACAUGCUGUUGUCUCUAGGGAAACGGGUUACCAUGGUGACAGACCAGAGAUGCCUCCAGCUGAACCAGGACAUCAUGAACGAGGCAGUGAGCUCGGGUGUGCUGGCCGCGCCCAUACCGCUGGUCACUUUUGAAGACAAUAGCCCAGACUCCGCCCUGAACUUCCUGUGUCACCAUGGAGACAUCACCAAACCCAGAUAUGACCACUUGGUGGCAAUAGAGCGCAGUGGACGAGCUGCAGAUGGAAACUACUACAACAUGAGAGGAGUGAACAUUAAGCACAUGGUGGACCCCAUCGACAAUCUGUUUAUCGCUGCCAAAGACAUACCUGGGAUUCUAACCACAGGAAUUGGCGAUGGUGGUAACGAGUUGGGGAUGGGUAAAUUGAAGGAGAGAGUGAAGAGCCGGAUGCCCAAAGGAGAGCUAAUCGCCUGUGAUGUCGCUGCAGACUACGCCGUCACUUGUGGAGUGUCUAACUGGGGUGGGUACGCAGUGGCUUGUGGCUUGUUCCUGCUCCAAAGCUGCUCUUCACAUCAGAGAUACUUACAGAAAGGCCUGGGUUUAAACCAGGAGAAGACACAGACACAGAGGAGUGCAGCACUGCCCUCUGUGGACAAGGAGGAGUCCUUCCUGUCCACUCUGAUGCGAUUUGGAAUCAGAAGUGGAAAAACUGGAAACCUGGCGAUGGAGGUGGAUGGGAUGACCUUUCACCCCACGCACUCUGACCUCAUUGCCAGGCUGCUGCAUGCCACCCACUCCACAUGACAUCUGACCUCUCCUCUCACUUAAGGCCAUUUUGAAGGGCUAAAGGUGGCAUUAUUCUGUAUACAAAUAAAAAUGUAGUAAUGUUAUCUACUUUAACAUCGCUUUAGUGUUAAUAGGUUUUAGUUUUCUGUUAAGCGCAUAAUUUUUGGGAUUUUUUUCCCAUUCAAAAGAUGUAACAUUAUGAUUCAAUUGUUAAUUGUGAAACUCAUGGAUCAGAAUGUAUUUUGAUUUGAGUGACUUUGACUAGUUCUCAUGUACUUAAUGACCAUUAGUUAUUAUUUGUUUAUUGACUCUAUUAUGCUCUGUAUAUAAAACGUGCUAGUCGCCGCAUUCAAAAUAGAAAGUGACCAUGGGCACGCUUAUGGCUCCAUCAACUCUGGCUCCAAUUGACUUUACAUUGACAGACUGUGGCCCCUCUAUCUGCUGUCAGACUCGUCAUUUUUGUCUUAAAUGUUUGCAUGAGCCCGCUCUACAUGAUUCUGGUUUUAUUUUGCGAUUGAGUCGGUAAAUCAAGAUAUAAACAUUAAUAACAGACAAAUUAGGUUCCUUCUUUCCCCAAUAUCUGUCCAUGCUAGAGUGAGCAACAGGUUUGACUGGCAGCGUUACAGCGCCUACUCCCUGCUAAACCAGCUGUGCGGGCGGGAAGGGGCGUUACCUUCAACAGCCUCACUCCGGAUUGGCUCCUUAGUUCUUAUGAUAUCUUUAACAGCUUUACUCUGGAUUGGCUCUUUAUACAGUCUAUGAUCGGGACAGUGCAUAAUAGUGGACAGACAUGAUAUUAGGGCUGUGAUAGAACAACAUUUUUCUCCUCAUAUUUAUCUCAAUCUUAAUUUUAUUUUAUUUUUGUCUUUAUAAAAACAAGAAAGGUUUUUAAUAAGUAUUUCCUGAACAGAAACUGCCAAAUUUCUGCCAUUUCACUGAAGUCGACAGGGAGGGACAAAGGGGUCUGUUGCCCCAGGUACCAGAUUCUUUAUAUUAACUUGUUUUAUUAUAAAAUAAUAAAACAAGUCAAAUAUUCUAGGUAAAGUUAAUUAAUAAGCUAUUAAAAUAACUCAAAUCUAGAUACUUUUUGUCUUUCAUUCACAUGUGUUUAGUUAAAUGUGUACUAUGUAACUUGGUUGUUGCUCUCUCUCUCUCUCUCUCUCUCUCUCUCUCUCUCUCUUUUAGUUCGCUUCUUUAUAUAGUUCGUGGAACAGACACAGCAUAAAAUAAUAAAUAAUAAUAAAAGUUACUAUUGGCUGAAAUAUCCAUCCCUAAUGAUGUUUAUAUGUUUUUAUCAUUUGUUUUUAUAUGACUGCAGUAUUGGGUGAGUAGCACUAAUUAUACGGAUAUACGGAUGUAAAGUAGCUAUUGUGCUAAUUCCGGCAUAUUUACAUUGAUGCUGUUUGUUGACAUGUUGAUUAAUAUGCACUGUCCUAAUUAAAAUAAAUAAAAUAAAAUAAAUAACUUAAAGGUGCAUUGCGUAACAUUUCGGUCAAGGGUCCGCCACGUGUUUGACUCCACAUUAAUGUAUGGCAUUUAAUCUAACUGUCUCCAUGGAGACAAGCAGGCCACAUCACCAGGCCAAGUUACAGGUCAGAUCUGUGGAGAAGUGGGCCUGCUGACAGAAAUAACGCAUGUUUCUACUGUACUUCAGAGAAAUAAAAACACCCGUAGUUGAAUAAAUGUAUAAUGCCAUACUGUGGAACAUCCCAAGCAAAGCAAUAACAUCACCAUGGAGACAAGCACAUAACAGACUCCCCACCAGAGAAGUUACAUAGUGUGCCUUUAAUAUGUAUUGAACUACUGUUGGACUAAAAUUAACAAUAAAUUAGAUGUUUUU